UAAAAUAAAUAUAUUUAUAUUUAAAAUGAAAAGAUAUCAAAAGAUAUUAUGAUUAAAAUAUUUUAAAAUUCUGAACUAAAAUGUAAUAUGAAUUUCUAUGAAUAGGUCUAUUAGGUCCAUUUUUAAAAAAAUCACACAUGAAUCAAGAUUGUGACUUCUGUUUUAAUAUAUAAGAUGUACUUACAUAAAAGGAUUCUUACUUAAUGAAAUUGCAAUAGUUUUUUUUUUUCCUUUUGUAUGUUUUAAUGAUAUUUUCUCACUAAACCAUAUAUAUAUAUAUAUAUAUCAGUUACAAAUAGAAAUAUCGAAUUAAUGACACAAGCAAACAUAAACUGAUUCCUCUCUAGAUUGUGGCCGGACUAUCAGAUUUAGGAUAAUUUUUCAGGUAUACAGAAGAGUUUAUACUUUUGAUACAAAACACUAUAUAACAGAUUUACUUUAGAUCUAUCCUCCUGGUUGAUUUAUUAUUGAAACUAUGAUUUAAGACACCAAAAGUUCGUUGUCAGAAAAAAAUGUAAAGAACUCUGACAGAGACCCUACACGUGAUAAAUUAUCGAAUUUUAUUUUAAUCUUCUUUAAUAAUGGAACCAAAAAGUAUGAAAUGAUAGUCAUAUAUUUGGAUUUAGAGCAAUAAUACUAAUCCUAGUGUAAACAUGAAGCUAUGGAAAUUCCAAAUUUAUGGUAUUGUUAAUGAUAGAAACCUAACAUACACCUUGAUUUAAGUUUGUCAUUGUAUGCUGCCUAGUUUUCUUAUCAUCCAUCUUAAUUUGUUUUGGGAAAUUAAAACAUAUUUUGUAUGUUGCCCUAAAAUGACAUAUUCACUUGAAUAUUAUAGCAAACUCAACUAUAUAAUAAAUAUUAUUGACUGAAACCAAUGCAGUCGUUCACAACAAGAAGUUAUGAAUGCCCCCAACAAUUGACAACCAACAAGUAUUUGAUCAAAAAAAAAAAAAAAAAAAAAAACAAAACAAGUAUUUGAUCACACUCAAAAUAUAUACCUUAUUUUCUAUUUUAGUUAUAAACUAAGACUUCUUAAAACAUGCAAACAUGUUAAACUUAGAUGGAUUAAGUCUAACAAGCUAUAAUAUUCUGUAAAAUUAGACACAUAAGUAUGUAUAGGGCGAUUCCUCCAUUAUAUUAAAAUCCAGCUUUCCACACACAUAAAAUAUACAUUUCACAAAAAAAGUACUCAUUAAGAAGAAAGAUGAAAAGGAUUGGUCCUGCUCUAAUCGAGAGUUAAAUUAAACUAAUUAAAAAAUCCGCAAUUUAAGGAUUCGUGUCCCCAUCCAUCUAAUAUCUCCACAUUCUCGUCCUUCUUCGAACUCGUAAGAAUAACAUUAUCCCUAAUCCUCAACACCGUCCAUUUUUGGCGCGAGAGCAAAAAAAAAACAAAAAAAAAAAAAACAGAAGAAACAUGUUUGUAAAGAUCAACUCCACGUGUUGGUCGCCUACAGUUCCACGUAGCAACUAUGAGGAUGACAUGAUACAUGGGUGGGCUAGUCACAUACUCCCUCUGUUUCAAAAUAGUUGAUGUUUUGGUUCAAUGCACAAGAAUUAAGAAAUACACUUUUACCUAAAAAAAUAGCAUUUAAAAUAUAAACUAAAACAAAUUCAACCAAUUAUGAAGAAAACUAUAAAACAUCAUUGGUCACACAGUUUUCAAUAAAGCUAAAACUAAUAUAAAAUAUCAAAACAUCAAGUAUUUUGAAACAUCUAAAACUCUCCAAAACAUCAUCUAUUUUGAAACGGAGGAAGUAUUUAUAUAGCAAGUAGCAAGUAGCAACUAGCAACUAGCAACUAGCAACCUAUUAGCAACUACGGGGACGGGACAAGAGCCUCCGGGCGCCGCUCAGAUCGUGGGACUACAUAAGUUCAUAACAUAAAAUGGCUUAGCUGUUGUCUUUCUUAUUUAAAAAUCUAAAAGGCCCUUUAAACAAAUAAUUCUGAUUGCUAUUAUUUUUUCUUAAGUACAGUAGCUGAUGUUUUUUGUAUUAUAGAAAAUGGGAUUGGUUUUCGACAACUAAUUCUGUGCCAUUACAGUUGUUGUCCGCUCCAUUUAAUUGGUGAAAAAUGGGGUUUUAUUCAUUUUUAAUACAUAGUGUCGUCCGUCUUUAUGGUUUCUCCUUUCACAAAAUUCAAAUUAUUGAUCAUACUUCCCAACUGAAACUGAACUGAAGAAUAUAGUUUCAGAUUAAUACAAAAAUAUUGUAGUAUGUUCGUUGCAUUGUGGUACAUGUGCUACCUUUGAUAUGCAUAAAACAUGAAUGCCCUGAACCAAUAAUUCAAAUAUUUGUGUACGUUCGUCAAACAUCGACAUUCCAUGUAGACUAUAUAGAACCACAUGCAUUAUAAAUUUAAUUAUUUCAGAGAAGAGGUAAAAAAGAAGUAAAUCAUUCAUUCAUUUUCUGUGUAUUGAUAGCUACGGAAAAAAAAAAAGAAAUGAUCAUUAACCUUUGAAUUUCACGUCCAACAGUACAAAAGUUUGGAGUCUUCAUCAAACCAUAUCACGGACCUCGUUAUUGUUAUUCUAAAGUGAGAGUUAUUAUAAUCAUCCGAUAUAUUUCUGAAAGCGUCACACAGUACACAUACCCCUUUUUUUUUUUGCUAAAUGUAAAUAUCAUAUUGAGAUAAUUGUUAUACGUAGCUAGAUAGCAGCCAUUAUACAACGCUUGUUACCCAGGCAAAACAGUGAAAAAAACAAGGUCACAAGAGAACAAAUUUUACCAGAUUUCAGCAGGUUUAAACUGACACUUUGUUAUACUCUACUUAUAUAUAGUUAUAAAGAGUACAUCAUUGCCAUGCACAUGUAAAUGUAAAUGUAACCUAAUUCGUGUUAGUUGAUAGUUCCAUCAUUAUUACUAAUUUACUACCAUAUGGUUGCAUGGUGAAUGAACCAAAAAAAAAAACAAAUCGAGUUGCUUUGUGUAGAAGACCUUAUAACUGAACUGAUUAGUUGUCUCUUGGCCGUCUAGUUGAAAAACCAAUCUACAAUCGUAGAGACUAGUCUCAUUUAUAUAAAAACCGGUUAGUCCAUUGGUUCGGUUUAUCAAAGAAUCGGCCAAAUUAUGAAUCCAAACCGGUUAAUGAUCGUUAGUUAUUGCCGCGCAAGUUCUUGUUACUUUUCUCGAAACAUUUAAAAAGGUAGGGUCCUUGAUUUCACCGGAGCGUGACGUCAACGCGCAGCCUCGUAAAAAACAGAGAGAUGUGGAAAUUGUGAGACGGGAUCGAAACGUGUCGAAUUCUCUGUACUCUGAUUCGGUCCUGAGAAAGUAAACCAACGUGCACAGAGUAACGAGCGAGAAAGAGAGAGAAGAGAAAGAGAAAGAGUUUCGCCAUUAGAAUAGUAGAGAGCGAAUAUAAUAUACAUUGACCUCUCUGUCUCUUGAGCAAGAAGCACAUGCUCCUUGGAGUUUUUUUUCUUUCUUCUCUCUAUCAUCUCCGUAAAAUAGCAUUUGUUUUUUUUGCUCCUAUCUUUCAUAAUUCACAUGCACCUCUCUCUCUUCCCAAUGCCAAUCUGAAGUUUUAUUUACUCUACUCAAAGACGACGCCGACUCUCUUCAGAUCUACUCAUUCAUCUUCCUCUUCCUCUCUUCAUUCUCCAGCAUAAGGUAAAACUUCUGAUCCAAUUCAUUUCAAUCAAAAUUGUUUUUUCUUUUUCUUCAUAUCAUUCUGUUUCCACCUUUGACUCCAUCCAUUUCAUGAUUCUGUUAAUACACACAUGAUGAUCCAAUUAAUAACGUUUCAUCCUUUCUUUAAAUUUGAUUCUCAGUUUUUUUUUUCUUUUCAAUUAGCUAAUAUUUUCAUGUAAUAAUAUUAAAUCUAUGAUCUUAUUAGUGAAUCUAUGAUCUUCAAUCUGAAAAAAAAAAAACUGAUCCAGAUUUUUUCUUGGUGACUCUCAAAAAACUUUCAUCUUUCCCAAAGCUCACCUUUUUUUAUUUAACUGUAAUUUAAAAGUUUCCCGCUAAUUACUUCAAUCCCUAUUGGUCCACAUACUUUAGUCCUUUUUCAGACAGAGAUACAUUGUUCUGACUUGUAAUCUCCUCUGUGUCUGAAUUGUAGUGAAUAUAGUUUUUUUUUGUUGCUAUAUGAAGAGAAACGCUCAUUAAAUGGUCUGCGAGAUGGAGACUGAUCAUCAGACCGAAGAGAUGGACGUCGAAGUCUUAUCUUCCAUGUGGCCUGAAGACGUCGGAGGAACCGAACCAGACAACCAGUUCAACGUCGAGAAACCCGCAGGAGAUUCCGACACCUUAAAAGAAGUCGAAUUCGCCGAGAAACGCACCAUGGCGGAUCUAAAACGUUUACCUGACCUCCUGAACACAACAGACCAAGGCUCCUCUCAGCUCACCAACCUCGUGAAGCAAUGGGAGUAUAUGCAGGACCACGCGGUUAGACUAUUGCGAGAAGAGCUCAAGAUUUUGACUAAGCAAAGAGAAGAAGCCGAGGCCAAGGAGCUUAAGAUCAUAGAGGAGCACAACUUCGAGACCGAGGAGCCUGAGAAUGUUCCGGUUUUGGACGAGAGCAGCGAUCUGUUCCGCAGGUUUAAGGAGAAGAAGAGGGAUAAGUUGGUCGGUAGGAAGAGGAUUGAGAUCGAUGAGGAGUUUGAUACUGUUGCGUACUGGAAACAGAAGGCGUUGAGCUUGGAGAAGAUGCUUGAGGCGAGUACCGAGAGAGAGAGGAGGUUGAUUGAGAAGCUUAACGAGAGUUUGAAGACUAUGGAGAGUCACUCGGCACCGGUUGAAGAGUUGACUCAGAAUCUUAAAAGAGCUGAAGGGUUCUUGCAUUUUAUUCUUCAGAAUGCUCCUAUUGUUAUGGGUCAUCAGGAUAAAGAUCUACGCUACUUGUUCAUCUACAAUAAGUUUCCUACACUACGAGAACAUGACAUAUUGGGGAAAACAGACGUUGAGAUAUUCCAUGGAGGUGGAGUUAAAGAAUCCGAAGAUUUCAAGAGAGAAGUUCUUGAAAAAGGAAAAGCUUCAAAGAGAGAGAUCACAUUCGAGACAGACUUGUUUGGUUCAAAGACUUUUUUGAUAUACGUUGAGCCUGUUUACAACAAAGCUCGCGAGAAAAUCGGUAUAAACUACAUGGGAAUGGAAGUAACUGAUCAGGUGAGGAAGAGAGAAAAAAUGGCUAAACUUAGAGAAGACAACGCGGUGAGAAAGGCAAUGGAAUCAGAACUGACCAAGACCAUUCACAUUACUGAGGAGACAAUGAGAGCUAAGCAGAUGCUGGCGACGAUGUCUCAUGAGAUAAGAUCACCAUUGUCAGGAGUAGUGGGGAUGGCUGAGAUACUUUCUACUACAAAGCUGGAUAAAGAGCAGAGACAGUUGUUGAAUGUCAUGAUCUCUUCUGGUGAUUUGGUGCUUCAGUUGAUUAAUGAUAUUCUUGAUCUCUCCAAGGUUGAAUCAGGUGUGAUGAAGUUAGAAGCUACCAAGUUUAGGCCAAGAGAAGUAGUGAAGCAUGUGCUUCAGACAGCUGCUGCAUCUCUGAAGAAAGAACUGACAUUAGAAGGGAACAUUGCAGAUGAAGUCCCUAUCUUGGUAGUUGGAGAUGUUCUAAGGAUCCGGCAGAUUCUCACCAACUUGAUCAGCAAUGCUAUCAAGUUUACACAUCAAGGAAAGGUUGGCAUCAAACUCAAAGUGAUACCAGAACCAUCCUUUGCAAGUGGUUUGGAGUUAAACGCAGACGCUGAAGAACAAAACGGUUUGACUGAGACUGAGACUUCGGUUUGGAUUCGCUGCGAUGUUUAUGACACUGGAAUUGGAAUCCCGGAAAAUGCUCUUCCUUGUUUGUUCAAGAAGUACAUGCAAGCAAGCGCUGAUCAUGCCAGAAAAUACGGUGGAACUGGUCUCGGUCUCGCCAUUUGUAAACAGCUGGUAGAGCUAAUGGGAGGUCAACUUACUGUGACGAGCCAAGUCGACUUAGGUUCAACGUUCACGUUCAUAUUACCCUAUAAAGUUGCAACAUCGAAUGACCAUUCGGAUGAUCAAGAUGAGUUCUCUGAUAUGGUGGAUCAUCAACCCGAACCAGACGACUCAACCGAAGGAUACUUCCAGUUUAAACCGCUUCUAGGAUCUAUAUACUCUAAUGGCGGACCGGUCAUUGGCAAUAACUUCUUACCUCAUAAAGUUAUGCUCCCUAGUCCUGUUAAGCUCAUCAACGGUCAAAGCGAGGCUGUUCAGGUUGAAAACGGUGGUUAUAUGGAUGGACCAAGACAUGAAACCCGGUCUGGUCACUGUCCUGAAUCACCUCAUCAAUAUGAGAAUGGGAAUGGUCCAUGUCCCUCUAAGGAAAGCGAGUCUUGUAGCAGUUCACAAGCUAGCUCAGAAAUGGAGUCAGAGUUUACAGUUUCAUCUCCUAGGGAAGAGAAGAAAACUGAGACAGAGGUCAAAAAGACAUCAAAGCAGCCAAAGAUUUUGCUUGUGGAAGAUAAUAAAAUAAACAUCAUGGUUGCAAAGUCGAUGAUGAAACAAUUAGGCUAUACCUUUGAUAUUGCUAAUAAUGGAGUUGAAGCUAUAACUGCUAUUAACGGUUCUAGCUACGAUUUGGUACUCAUGGAUGUGUGCAUGCCUGUACUGGAUGGUUUAAAAGCUACAAGACUGAUCCGUUCGUACGAACAAUCUGGGAACUGGGAUGCUGCAGUAGAAGCUGGAGUAGACAUCAAGACACUGGAGGAUAAGCAACUCUGUGUGCGUUCCACAAACCGGCUGCCUAUAAUCGCGAUGACGGCAAAUACAUUAUCAGAGAGCUCAGAAGAAUGUUAUGCAAAUGGUAUGGACUCUUUUAUUUCGAAACCUGUAACGUUGCAGAAACUAAAAGAGUGUCUAAAACAGUAUCUGCAUUGAGAGAUUUCAGAGUUUGGUAGUAUGUGCGUGCUGUGUAUAAAAUGUGUAGGGAAAAGUUUUGGAGAGCUAUACAAAGUGUAGCUUGCUCUCUUAGAGAUGUAUAGUAUCAAUAAAAAGCUUUGUCUUCUUUAUU
Molecule: messenger RNA, 6975 nt
Organism: Brassica rapa (field mustard)
Lineage: Eukaryota; Viridiplantae; Streptophyta; Magnoliopsida; Brassicales; Brassicaceae
Product: histidine kinase 5-like
Biological process (GO): phosphorelay signal transduction system; protein autophosphorylation
Cellular component (GO): plasma membrane
Molecular function (GO): phosphorelay sensor kinase activity; histidine phosphotransfer kinase activity
Source: RefSeq, a predicted model, not a curated record